Messenger RNA from Harpegnathos saltator (Jerdon's jumping ant), 1323 nucleotides. It is a transcript of the gene CtsL1, whose product is annotated as cathepsin L. Bases 228 to 1247 code for a protein of 339 amino acids. The transcript is spliced from 7 exons. NCBI's taxonomy places the organism in Eukaryota, Metazoa, Arthropoda, Insecta, Hymenoptera, Formicidae. Gene Ontology annotation, biological process: proteolysis. The record is from RefSeq and is a predicted model, not a curated record. Gene Ontology annotation, molecular function: cysteine-type peptidase activity.
UAAACAGGAAACCGGUUAUGUGUGCGUAUGAUUGGACACACUAGCCAGUAAUUCAUAUAAUCUAUGACGGUGGGAGGUGAAAGUGAGGGAUGCGUAGUCUGACGUUUGAUGAUCGUCGCUUGUCUCUUCAGAAGCAGUACACUAUUCAUCGUGAUCGUUUCGGAGAAUUUCACGCAGAGGAGGUGACUUGAUAUAGAGGUCUACAUCGAAAUAAACAAGCAGCAAUCAUGAAGGCUGCGAUUUUCCUCUUAUUGGGGAUACUUGCUGCAGCUCAGGCUAUAUCAUUCUUUAAUCUCGUGACGGAAGAAUGGAAUACUUUUAAGGUUACACACAGGAAAGCCUAUGACUCCAAGAUCGAGGAGAGCUUUAGAAUGAAGAUUUUCAUGGAGAACUGGCACAAAAUCGCCCUCCAUAAUCAGAAAUAUGAGUUGAACGAAGUUUCCUACAAGCUGGGAAUGAAUAAGUACGGUGAUAUGCUGCAUCACGAAUUCAUCAAUACUUUGAACGGUUUUAAUAAGUCGGUGAGUGCUCAACUUCGUGCUCAGAGACGGCCGAUAGGAUCCAGGUUUAUUGAGCCCGCCAAUGUCGAGAUACCGUCAUCGGUAGAUUGGAGAACGCACGGUGCUGUCACACCUAUCAAGGAUCAAGGACACUGCGGAUCUUGCUGGUCUUUCUCUGCGACUGGUGCCUUGGAAGGUCAACACUACAGAAUCACGGGCAAACUGGUAUCCUUGAGCGAACAAAAUCUGAUUGAUUGUUCCGGCCGUUACGGCAAUAACGGAUGCAACGGUGGUCUAAUGGAUCAAGCCUUCCAAUAUAUCAAGGAUAACCAUGGUCUUGACACUGAGAUUAGCUAUCCGUACGAAGCGGAGAAUGACAAGUGCAGAUAUAACCCCAGAAAUAAUGGCGCUACCGACAGCGGCUACGUGGACAUUCCGGAAGGGAAUGAGAAAAAACUGAAGGCUGCGGUCGCCACUAUUGGUCCGGUAUCGGUCGCCAUCGAUGCAUCCGCCGAAUCUUUCCAGUUUUAUCGCGAAGGAGUAUACUACGAACCUCGAUGCUCUUCCGAAAAUUUGGAUCAUGGUGUAUUGGUCGUUGGCUACGGUACGGAUGAUAACGAUCAGGAUUAUUGGUUAGUGAAGAACAGCUGGGGUGUAACCUGGGGUGAUGAAGGUUAUAUCAAGAUGGCGAGAAACAAGGACAAUCACUGUGGUAUCGCGAGCAGUGCUAGUUAUCCUCUUGUUUAAUCGUUAAGUAACGAACUUUCGCAUAUUUAAGAUCUGCGAACAUGACAACUUGAAUAAAACUUUCAAACAAACGGCA